UUUAACAUUCUUAUCUUAAUUAAUUCACACGGUGUAUGAUUUCAAAGUUGAUUUACAUAUUAUAAAAAAGAAGAUCGUUAAAAAGUAAAACAAAAAACUACGGAAAUCCUGUGACUUCUCUUAUCAUGUUUACCAUCAAGUAAAUCCCACGUUUAACCUAAAUUCAUAAGUCGAUAAGAUACUUCAUCUGAAAUUUUUUUUCUCUCUCUCUCUCUCUCUCUUUUUUUUUCUACGAUCGAUAGGUAUGGAUAGAAAAUUUCCCGUCGAUAUCGCGAGAUGCACGUUGCUACAAAGGCUGCUGCUCGUUGCGGUGGACAAGAGACACGGAUACUCUGGAGAUAUACGCGAUACCGUAGCUUCCCGAUAUUCUCAAAUUUCUACGAGCAAGAGACAGUUAUCCACAGACCGUUCAUCCACCGAUUCGAUACCGUACGAGAUUCCAUCGAAAAUUUCUGAACCGAUAAAAACAUUUCCGAAGAUACCUUUGGUCGCUAAAAUUCGACCGGAAGAUCGACCAAUGGUACAGACAGUUUCGAAAAAGGAAAAGAAUGAAGGAAUCGAUGAGAUCUUAACAAAAUGGAACGUCCAUAAAAAGUCCACUAAGAAAUAAAAAUAAAAACCUGUUCGUUGAAUA
This is a messenger RNA of Vespula vulgaris, 634 nucleotides long. RefSeq lists its product as uncharacterized. Lineage: Eukaryota; Metazoa; Arthropoda; Insecta; Hymenoptera; Vespidae. The transcript has 3 exons. The record is from RefSeq and is a predicted model, not a curated record. Bases 245 to 610 code for a protein of 121 amino acids.